UCCUGUAAUAAAUUGGCGAUAACGUGAUAAUAUACCGUACUGUACGCUUUGAAAUGGCCUCCAAUGGAAAAAGACGUCACUCUGAUGAAGAGGAUACGCCUCAAAAAAAGGGAAGGACUAAAUCAAAAAACUACCAAAGUGUAUAUGUUCCAUUUAAAAGUAUGCACAGCAGUUAUAAUUGCCCACCUGAUGUCAUAAACAAAAGUUCAGUUGCCUCAACAAGUACAGCUUUUCACGUAAAUAAUUCUGGAAAUGUUGACGGAACUAGAAAGAAAGAAACAUAUUUUAUACCACACGAUGUGUACAAAACAGGCUACUUAGUCACUAACCCUGUAUUAUGUAUUCAUAACGUAAUCGAAAAUUUAAAAAAAACCCAAGAAGAAGCAAAAUUGCCUACAUCUUCACCGAAAAAACUUGACAUUUUGACUACAUCUUCCUAUAAAUCGGCUACUCCUUCGACUUCUAAACAAUAUGAUGAUUUUUCAUGCCCAGGGCCAACAAAGAAUGGUGGUGAUAAAAAAGUUUCGGACCUAAAGAAACUACUAACAAAACCACCUCAUUACGGCCGAUUAGAUGCACUUCUUCAAAAGAAACAAAAAAUUAUGAUAGAUAACGACAACGAGCAUAGCAUUACUAAAGAAGUUAACUCUAGAGAAAAGAAUAAUAUGACAGCAGAAGGCAGACCGGAGAAACCACCUGAAAAUGUUACAAAGACAAUUAAUGUUAUGAUUAAGCAAUCAACAAAACUACUUCAAACAGUUACUAAGAGGAAUGACAAGGCACAAAAACAAAACGAUUAUGUAAGUGCUGUCCUACACAAUAAAGAACUUGAAAUGAUUCCUAUAUUAAAUUGUAGUAAUCAAAACACCCAGCAACAUGUUGAACUAAAAAUAGAGACGAUUAAAAACCGCAAUACUUUAGAAGCAGACGAGGAAAACGAUCAAUCCGCUGAGGAAAAAAUAACUGUUAAUGACUCACAGUCGCAACUAAAUGUAGGUAUUGAAACAAAUCAAAUUGAACUGAAAACCGAACUCCUAAAAGACGACGAAAAUCAGGAAUAUCAUCCUGCAUAUAAGAAAUUUAUUGAUACAUGUCUUAAAACUGAAAAUUCGGAGGAUAUGGAAAAGAUUAUUAGGAUAAAAAUUAAAAAAUAUUACAGACAAUGUUCAAGAGAAUAUGUGGAAUCUCCAAAAUUUAUUGAAAUGGUCUUAUCUGCGAUAGCAUCAAUAGAGGCAGAACCGAAACACUUGUAUAAGCAUAUCAAAAAAGUUGUGGAUGAACUAGAUACAGAGAGGAUGUUAGCAAGGUCGCAGCAGACGAUGAAUAAAAAUGCUGCUUCAGAUAGCGAAACGAAGAAGUCAAAAAAGAUAAGGGAGCUGCAGAAAAUGUUAACCACAUUACACACGAACAUACAGGCGUUUGAACAGCAGGAAGUUGAUUUAGACGACGAAGAAAGUUCCACGUUCUUAUUAGCAGAGAGACUUAAAUCAAGAUUCGUCAAGGUCCACAAAAUGUUUUGUAAGUUGACUAAUGCGAAGUUGAAGACGGAGCCACGGAUAACGAUAGAACCUAGGGAGGGCGUACCCAAGGGGCCUACUAAAAGGCUACAGAUGCUCAUCAACAAGAGGGUUCCGUACGGGGCGCCUUUCCCUUUCCCUGACUACCACGACGUGUUGAACUGCGUCCGACAGGCCAACGACGAGGAUGGGCUGGGCUGGUCGAAUUCGGAAAUUGAAGCGGAAGCAAAAUAUUUGUUUGAAGAAUUCGGUUCUAAGCUCAAAACAAGAAGACAACUGCGGGAUCGCGAGAUCACAAUCGUGUCUAGAAUCACACCGGACUGCUUGGACCCAGCCGAGCUCGAUGAAACAUUAAGAUUUAAGCUACACCUAAACGACAUAACUGCUGGUAUAAGAGAAUCUGAAGUCAUAAGUUCGUUUGUUCAAAAAGAAAUUCAGUUGAAGCAGGAGUUAAAAAGCAAAUCUUCUGAAUCACUUGGAGAGGUUGAAGCCGCAGUAGAAUCAGACGUAGUGUCAGUAGCAUCAGACGGAGAGGCAGUAACAUCUGACGAAGUAGCAGUAAUAUCAGAUAAAGUGGCAGUAGCAUCAGACGAAUCGGCAGUAACAUCAGACGAAGUGGCAGUAACAUCAGAUAAAGUGGCAGUAGCAUCAGACGAAGUGGCAGUAACAUCCGAUAAAGUGGCAGUAAUAUCAGACGAAGUCGCAGUAAAAUCAGAUACAGUUGCAGUAACAUCUGACGAAGUGACAGUAAUAUCAGACGAAGUGGCAGUAACAUCAGACAAAGUCGCAGUAGCAUCAGACGAAUCGGCAGUAACAUCUGACGAAGUGACAGUAAUAUCAGACGAAGUGACAGUAAUAUCAGACGAAGUGGCAGUAAUAUUAUCAGACGAAGAUCCUGUAACAUCGGACGAAAUUUUAGUAAUAUCAGAUUCAGACUAAUAGCGCUUAUAGUCCGGGUUCCCUAGAACAUUUUUUUAUUACUA
Aricia agestis (brown argus) is the source of this 2500-nucleotide messenger RNA. RefSeq lists its product as uncharacterized. Lineage: Eukaryota; Metazoa; Arthropoda; Insecta; Lepidoptera; Lycaenidae. The transcript has 6 exons. The coding region runs from base 54 to 2456 and encodes 800 amino acids. Gene Ontology annotation, molecular function: histone binding. The record is from RefSeq and is a predicted model, not a curated record.